UGAAUUCCACUGGCGGAUCUGGAGCGGUGUGCCGAAUCCACGACGGAGCAAGAAAAUCCGCCGCGGAGCGAUCCGAUCCCGAUCGACCAGUGAAAAAUAAACACGCUCCGGCAGGGAUUGCAGCGGAAGUUGUCGCACGCAUCCGGUUACCCACGUUGCCAAUCUCGCAUUAGACCACGUUGGGGGUUCUAGGCACAGCGGCAACUGCACUUCGCGUCUUGCCAUUGCAACGUGCAGCAGCGCGAUGGAUGUUCUUACGGUCAGUCCUGCUGUUCAGCGCCUUUUGCUGGAUUUGGUGGCCAAGGACACAGAACGCUCAACGCAGGAUUCAGCCGAGAAUCCUGCGCAUUCUUCCGAGGCUGGUGAUGCUGUGUGCCCUGGUCCUUCGCAAGACGCAGAUGGACCCAGUGUGACCAAGAAACGACGACAUGCAACAUGUGACUGGACACCAGGGGAAACAAAACUCCUCCUUGAUCGCUACUACAACUACUUCCCACAAGUAGGCCCAAUGAAAAAAUUUAAAAACAAAAAGUGCAUGUUUGCAAAAAUUGCACAGGAUAUUAAAGAUGUGACUGGCUCAAUCUGGACAGGUGAUCAAUGCUGCACACGGUAUAAAACUGUGUGCAAAAGAAAGAAAAGUGCAUGUGUCCAGAACAGCCAGUCUGGAAACUCUCCCCAACUGCUGGAGUAUGAAGAUGAGCUCGAAAAAAUCAGACACCUGGAUGACUGCUUAGAGCCGGAAGUUGUCCGUGAUUCCGCUGGUGUGAUUAUGCAGAACACAGCAUGA
Molecule: messenger RNA, 787 nt
Organism: Dermacentor silvarum
Lineage: Eukaryota; Metazoa; Arthropoda; Arachnida; Ixodida; Ixodidae
Exons: 5
Coding region: 245-787 (180 amino acids)
Source: RefSeq, a predicted model, not a curated record